AUGUCAACAUCUGUACAGCUAGAGCCUGUCAUGGAGAGAAGGUAUGGAGGAGUUGGCCGAUGUAAGUGCUCGUUCUGGUUCGCAGUGGCCCACGACAUUCUCGGCGUGUUCAUCAUGAUGGUGGGGGUGUUUGGCGGGCUGGUUAUCCACGAUUUGUUCAUCUAUGCGGGGGCUAUCAUCAUCUUCCUCAGCCUGAUCUGGUGGGUGUUCUGGUACUCCGGGAACAUCGACGUACCACCCGAGGAGCUGGAGGACGACGUGGGCUUGGUGAAGCUGAAGAGCCGUGGACUCAGCCGGGCCGUGAGGCAAGUGUCAGAACGCUUCACCAGCAGGAUCAGGAACUCUUUCAGAAAGACCAGCAGGUCUAUCAGAGAGGGCCCAGUGGGCAACAAUAGACCUUCAAACAUGGGUACAGGUGUGUCGCUCUCCACUAUCUAUGACAGCACCAUUGCCUCCUCAUCUAAAGAACUCGUGAGAGAGACGUUGUCAAUAUGAACUAACCCAUUACAGGCUGUCAAUGAUGCCAAGAGACACUGAACUUGGAUCUGUAUAUUUGUUGCCUUUACUCGUCAGUUCUGUUGACAGUGUGUUUGCCCUGCUAAC
Molecule: messenger RNA, 603 nt
Organism: Micropterus dolomieu (smallmouth bass)
Lineage: Eukaryota; Metazoa; Chordata; Actinopteri; Centrarchiformes; Centrarchidae
Product: transmembrane protein 238-like
Exons: 1
Coding region: 1-495 (164 amino acids)
Source: RefSeq, a predicted model, not a curated record